UCGUGACAUUUUUCGUAACGAAUAGUUGUGUUUAAUGAGUGUUAAAAUUAUGAAAAUUUUCUGAAAUUUAUUUUUUAUUUAUUAGUUUUAUUUUUUUACAAAACAAUUUUUAAAUUAUACUAUUUUCUUUAUACAAUUAUUUAAUAUAUUCACUAGUGUAGUUAAAGGAAAAAUGUGUGUGUUUUGAAAUGAUUUUCAUAUUUUAUAGUGUAAAAAUUUAUUAUAAUUUUCCUUUAUUUUUUUUUCUAAUUUGAUGAUUGUGAUAAAUUUUUUGACAAUACAAAGAAUGAUGCCCGAUAAAGAUGUUAUCGACACUGAUUUCAAAUUUUUCACUCCAUUGAGCCGUAUUUUCUAUCGACCUAGACGAUUAUUGAAUGCUUCCGAUUCACUGGAUGUCAGCCGCGUUGAGGAAAGAAAUUUACCUGAAACAAUACCUGCAAAUGUAUAUACAUGGACAGGAAAAGAAUUAUAUAAACAAAAAUUUGUCGGUGACAGAUUCAUUCCACAGAGAAAAUCAUUGAAGUCAAAUGCCUUUAAUUUUCAUUUUGAAGGAAAAGUGAAUAAAAUAAAGAAUGAAAAUGAACUACAAGUAUUGGAACAGAUAAAGUCAUUACCAACUGAAUGGCGUAAACGGGGUAUGAAUGCAAUAUUAUUGGAAUUAAACAUAUUUCCAGGACAACAGCAAAAUUUACAAAAUAACAACAAUAUAAAUAACAAUGAUAAAUUAUGGCAAUGUCGACCUCGUAAAAAACCAUUAAUGUGUUCAUCACACAAAGGUGAUAAUGUUAAUCACCAAAUUCCACAAAUAUUUAGAUUUCCAUUUUUUAUACGCGGAAGACAUUUGGUUGAUUGGGGUAAACAAAAUUAUAUCGUCAUGGCAAUUGACGGUGGUGUUGGUGUUUUCGAUGCUGAUUCUCCUUCAAAAUUGAAUUAUGAAAAUUAUGACAAUAGCGGUUAUGUUACUGUUGUUAAAUGGAAUAAUGAUGGUAGUAAAUUUGCAAUUGGACACAAAUACAGAAGUAAUAUCUCUAAAAUUACAAUGAAGCAUUUAAGAACAAAAGGAACAGAAGCUAAACUUGAAAAUAAGAAAAAAGCGAACAGACAAUGGUUUUGUAAUUGUCCAUGUGAUGAAUAUUUAUUUUGUGAAAUUGUCAACAUUUGUUGGUCAAGUACAGAUAAAUUCAUUUUAGGGGGAUGCAGUUCAGGAAUUAUGUUUAAUUUGAAUGAAGAAACUGGCAAGAUUGAGAAUACAGUAGAUUGUGAAAGUGAUAUUAUUCAUUUUUCACUAUCACCAAAUGAUAAAUAUCUAGCGGUAACAUUUCAAGAUAAAUCGAUAAAAAUUUUUUUCUGGCCCGAUUUUGAACCCUAUAUGAAUAUGCAAUAUUACAAACGAAUAAAGUCACUUGCUUGGCAUCCAUGGAACAAUCAUAUUCUUUGCGUUGGUGGUGGACACAAUGAUGGAUCUUUAUCAGUUUGGAAUGUUAAUGUACAAAAACCAUUGCAAUAUCGUACAAUUGAUUUUACAGGGACUGUGGAAAAUUUAUUAUUUAAUAAAUUAACUGGCGAAUUAAUUGUUCAUUGGUCAUGUUACGAACGAGGUGAACGACAAGUUAAAAUUGUUGUACUUGAAAAUUUAGAUAAAAUUGUUGAUUUUAUUCCAAUUGAAAAGGAUGUUAAAAUAUUAAAUAUUAUUUCGAAUCCUGAUCACACUAAGCUUGCUCUACCAUGUCGUGAUACAAUAACAAUUUGGAAUAUUUUUGGCCAAGAAAAUCAGUCAAUAAAAAAGAAAAAAAUUGAAAAAUUUAUUGACACUAACGUAUUCGCUUAUUACAAUAUACGAUAAUAAUAAUAAUUAUUAUUAUUAUUAUUUACAAAAAAAAAGAAGUGAAUGGCUGGCCAUUGAUUAUUAUUUUUCAUCGUCAACAAAAACAAAAGAAAUUAAUAAUUAAGAAAAAUUUUAAAACCGUUACAAAAAUGUAAAAAGUGUUUUUAACUUCUAUAACUAUAUAUAUACGAUUUGUUAAAAAUUGAACUGUUAAUAUAUAAUAGAGUAUUUAUUUAUGUAUAAUUUUAAAAAUCAUAGAAAUUGUGCAAACAAAAAUUUUUUUUACAAAAAAAAUUAAUAUUUUUAUUUUAAUAAAUACGAUUUUAGAAUAA
This is a messenger RNA of Leptopilina boulardi, 2157 nucleotides long. Its product is annotated as protein cortex. Gene Ontology annotation, cellular component: anaphase-promoting complex. Gene Ontology annotation, molecular function: protein binding; anaphase-promoting complex binding; ubiquitin ligase activator activity. The coding region runs from base 254 to 1843 and encodes 529 amino acids. Gene Ontology annotation, biological process: positive regulation of anaphase-promoting complex-dependent catabolic process; anaphase-promoting complex-dependent catabolic process; positive regulation of ubiquitin protein ligase activity. NCBI's taxonomy places the organism in Eukaryota, Metazoa, Arthropoda, Insecta, Hymenoptera, Figitidae. The record is from RefSeq and is a predicted model, not a curated record. The transcript has 9 exons.